Molecule: messenger RNA, 1854 nt
Organism: Meloidogyne enterolobii
Lineage: Eukaryota; Metazoa; Nematoda; Chromadorea; Rhabditida; Meloidogynidae
Source: the annotation of a GenBank genome assembly
AUGUACAAUUUUACAAUUACAACUUGUUUUGUUUUAAUUCUGAUUUUUUGUUUUAUUUUUGUAUUUAACACUAUUAGUGCAUUUAAUUUGUAUAUUGAAAGUGAUGAAAUGAAUAGAACUUUGGGAAUAUCUGCUAGAAUGGAUUAUGUCACUGAUGGUGUUAUUAAUGAAUAUUCUACAAAAUUCCCCUACAGAUUAGCAGAAAAUAUUAGUCGACUUAGAUUUACUUGGAGCAGUUCUGACAGAAUGACUUAUUAUUCUCUUCAAGCAAAUUCCCAACAUUUUGAUGUUGUCCCAAUUGUUUUAAUUUCGCCAAAAGGUUACGUCCCAAACAUUCCCCAACAAUUUCAAGUUGAAUAUAGAUGUGUUGGAGCACGUUCUGGUCAAUUUCGUGUUAAUUUAAAUUUUAAUAUAACAACAACAAAAACAUCUUUAUUACAAUUAACUUUAAAACAAGAGAAAAUAUGUUCGUAUAGAGAAGGAAGGAGAAGGGCUUUUGCUCAAGAAGAAGAUUCAAACAACCAUCUAAACAUUAACGACAACAACAACAACGAAAACAACAAACAAAACAAACAACAUACAACUUAUUCAACUUGGCCAUUAUUCUCUUUUAUAAGUUUACUUUCUCUUCCUUGUCAAUUACUUGUUGCGUCUGUUUCUCUAUUUGCUCUAGUUUGUUCAGUUUUACUUUGUUGUUGUUAUUGUAUUAAACAAGAAGAAGAAAAAGAACAACAACAAACAAACAAUAAUUUUUCUUUUAGAAGAAGAAGAUCAAAAAUAGGUUCUUUAUAUAAUUCAACACGUUCAUCCCUUAUAAGAAGAAAAAUAUUAUUUCAACAAGGAAUUGAUCAAAAAAAUAAUAAAUUAAUUAAUGGGGGUUCUUUAAAAGAAAGUUCAACAGCUAAUAGUGGUAAAAGUGGAUUAUCUAAAAUAACAACAACCGGACUAGCAACAAUUAAUAGUUGUACUACUGCCUCCUCCUUUUCUUCAAAAACAGUACUAGACGACGAACAACGUAAACCUUUACUUGACCCUCAAAUGCCUUCAACAUCAGCAGCCGCAUUACAACAACAACAAAAAUUAACAAGUAAAAUAAUUUAUGAAAGAAACAACCAACAAGUGGAUGUUAAUUCAGCAUUAAUAGAAUUAAAUGCAGAUAGAAAUCUUUUUGAACAAUGCCAUAAGCCUGAAAUGGAAGGACAUUUUGGACAGUUAGUAUGGGCAAAUUGGCGUCAAAUAGGGUUAAAUGGAAAUAGGCCUGUUGUUGAUGAAGUUGAUGAUGGGGAGGAUGAUGCUAAAGAAGAUACUGCACUAAUUUGUAAAACUCUAAAGCCUGAUGCAGAUAGAAUCCAAUUUGAAUGUUUUUUACGUGCUGCUUUGCAGUUUCAUUAUGUUAUCGCAGCCGCAACUUUUGGUAAUUUUUUGAAUCCAGACUCAGUUCGUGAUUUACCUUUAAUUUGUUAUGCUCAUGAUGGUUUUGGAAUUUUAAAAAAUUUUUUGCAAGAAUGUAGAGAACAAGCACUUAAUGCGUCUUUAAAUAACAAAAAAUCUUCUUCAGUUAGUCCUGGGGUUGUAGUUAAAAGUUGGGCUAAACGUUUCAGAAAGGGAAGUAGUUGUAGUGGUGAUGGAUUGAAGGAAGAAGAAAAGAAGGUGAUUAAAGAAGAAGAGGAGAAUAAGGUAAAGGAUGAUAAUAGAGAUGUGGAAAGGGGAAAGGAAGGUGGUGGUGGACAAAUGGAAAAUCCUCGAAUUGGUAAGUUGAAGCAAUUUGCUGCAAAAAAUAUCUGUAGCAAAAAAUAUGAAGCAUGCUUCAAAAAAUCAGAAACAUGCUUCAAGAUAUAUGAAGCAUGCUUCUAA